AUGACAGCCUAUGAACGACACCAGCGCUUUCUAGAAGACUUUGUCUACUUUUACGGCGAUAAGGACGAGUAUCUGCGUAGCCAACAGCCAGAGCGUCGCAAUGACUUUGACGUGAUUCGAGAGGAACACCGCUUCAUCUGGGAACCGCAGGAUCGCGCACUACAGACUUGGCAGGCCAACCUUGCCAAGCGCUAUCAUGACAAGCUUUUCAAGGAGUAUUGCCUGGCCGACAUGAGUCGCUACCGCGAAGGGCUGUUGGGUCUCCGUUGGCGCGUGGAGAGUGAGGUUUUUGAAGGGAAAGGCCAAUUUGUUUGUGGCAAUCUGCAGUGCGUACGGCGCGAGGCCCUUGAGACCUGGCGCGUCCCGUUCAGCUACAAAGAGCGAGGGGAACAGCGCCGAGCACUUGUUAAGCUUCGUGUCUGCCACAAGUGCGCCAAGCGGUAA
This is a messenger RNA of Monosiga brevicollis MX1, 444 nucleotides long. RefSeq lists its product as uncharacterized. The transcript is spliced from 2 exons. Bases 1 to 444 code for a protein of 147 amino acids. Lineage: Eukaryota; Choanoflagellata; Craspedida; Salpingoecidae. The record is from RefSeq and is a predicted model, not a curated record. Gene Ontology annotation, biological process: dephosphorylation. Gene Ontology annotation, molecular function: phosphatase activity.